CUCUAUAAUCAUUUCCUUAACAAGUAUUGAUGAUCCAACGCCCCAGCCUUUAUAAUAAAGGCUUUAUUACAUGCAUGUGCAUAUACUAUUAAUUAAAUUAAGUUUAAAUUCUUUGAAAAAGAAAAUUAUUAGAAAAAAUGCCAAAUUAUUUUGUGCUCAACCUAUAGAUAAUUUUGAAUAAUAAUGGAAAAAAAGAAACGGAACUGUCGAUCAUCAUGAUGUUUAUUUAUUACACAGAUACGCCACUCCCAAAUUAUUUAACAAUUUUUCUUUCUUAAAAAAAUAAAUAAAAAAAAAAAAAAAAAAAUGUUCGUUAAAGACGUACUUUUCCUAAUAUUAGAAGAAUUAAAAGAUGAUAGAAAAUCUCUCCACUCAUGCCUUUUUGUUAAUAAAACUUGGUGUGAAAUAAUAGUACCAAUAUUAUGGAAAAUUCCUGGAAAGUAUACUCUAACUAAUAACGCAAAGAAUGCUUUAUUUAAUGUAAUACUUUUACAUUUAUCAGAAGAAUCAAGAAAUAUUUUGAAGAAUAAUGGAAUUAAUCCUUUUAUAGAAGAAUAUCGACGACUAUUAUUUAAUUAUAUCAGUUUCUGGAGAUAUUUAAAUUUAUUUCUUUUAGAAAGUAUGAUCGUUUCUAUAAAAAAUAUUGAAAAGUACAACAUUUCUAUUAUAAGAAAAGAAGUAUUAAAAUUAUUUAUUAAUAAAAAUACAAAGUAUAUUUAUCUUGAUAUUCCGGAACAAUUUAGUUAUCAAUUACAUCAAAUUCCAGGUGCUGAAUAUUGUUUUUCAAAACUUGAAUGUCUUCAUUGUGAUGAUAAUACCGAUCAAAAUAUUUUUAAAGGAUUGGCUAGAAUAAGCAAGUCAAUUAAAAAAUUAAAGUUUUAUAUUAUGCAAUGUAACAAUAAUGAUAAUUCCGGAAUUAUUAAAUUAAUUGAAGCUCAAAAAAAGUUGGUUGAUGUUCAUUUAGUUUAUUUUUAUACUAAUAUGAGAAAUGAACCAUAUUGUAAAACUCUUGAAGAAUCAUUAAUUAAAAAUUCGGAUACAAUCCAAUAUUUAAGAAUUGGUUGGAAACCAACUACGAAAAUUCUUACAAGUCUCGUAAAUUUGAUAAGUUUAGAUAUAAAUUUGAAUUUAUUAGGCAAUACCAAUUGGAAUCAUUUGGGAAAAGCAUCUUUACCACUCUUAAAAUACUUAAGAGCUCAACAAGUUCCAUCUAAAAUUUUGACGAGAUUAAUUGAAAAUACAAAAGGAUAUCUUAUCGAAAUAAGUAUACUUUACGAAGGUACUGAUAAUAGAGAACUAAUUCGAGCAAUUUAUCAUAAUUGUCAAAAUCUUAAAUAUCUUAAAUUAUCAUUUAAUAAUGAUAAUAUUUCAGAAUUAGAAAAUUUAUUAAUUAAAUGUCAAUAUUUGAAUGGAUUGGUUAUUUUUACUGAUGAAAUAAAUGAACCUGAUUGGGAUGAUUUAUUUGAAAUAUUAACUAAAUCAUCACCAAUUAGUUUGUAUAAGUUCAAACUUUCAUUUAUUUGGUCAUUUAAAUUAUUGGAAUCUUUAAAGUUAUUUUUUAAAGGUUGGGAAAGUAGACAUCCUAUGCUAUUACACACUAUUCCUAUUGAUAAAUAUUACACAAACAUAAAGCAACCACUGCAACAAUUGCAACAACAAAUGGAGAAUUUAAUCAGAAAAUACGAAGCAAGAGGGAUCAUUAAAAAAUAUGAUACCGAUUUGUAUGAAUCUAUAUUUGAGGAAUUCGAAUGGAUUCAAAAGAAGUUGCUUUUUGUCUAAGUGAUCAUUAGUAUAUGUAAUAUUUUAUUUAUUUUUUUUUUCAUUCUUUAAUAAUUCAUGUAUAGUUAAACCGUUAAUGAUUUUAAUUUUUAAUAAAUGAAUAUAACAUACAUAUUUAUUAA
Molecule: messenger RNA, 1901 nt
Organism: Rhizophagus irregularis DAOM 181602=DAOM 197198
Lineage: Eukaryota; Fungi; Glomeromycota; Glomeromycetes; Glomerales; Glomeraceae
Molecular function (GO): protein binding
Source: RefSeq, a predicted model, not a curated record